AGCUAUGUAGAUCUUUCCAUUAACUCCCCUCUCCAUUUUUCUUCUCUCUUCCUCUAUCUGUAUUCUGUAGAGAGAGAAAGAGAUAGAAGGAACAAAGUUUUUGGGAUGAAGGUACGACAUUUUUACCAUCUCUUAUUUUGCCUACCACUUGCACCACUCAAAUCGUACGGUAUUGCUCCAUCUCAUGGUAUAUAAAUUAAGAGGGGAUCGAGGCCGAAGCCCAAGAGGAGAGGAGGAGCUAGAGUAGUAUUUCAUUAUUGCCUUGGAUUGGAGUAGAUAGUUUAUGGCAAUUGCAGCAACCUCGAACAAUAUGAGCCACGACGAUAGCACCAGCAACAACAAGCCCGCUGUAGUUGAUGAUGAUCAUGAGCAUGAUAUGGUCAUGCCCGGCUUUCGCUUCCACCCCACCGAGGAAGAAUUGGUCGAGUUCUACCUUCGCCGUAAGGUAGAGGGCAAGCGCUUCAACGUUGAACUCAUCACUUUUCUCGAUCUUUAUCGCUAUGACCCUUGGGAGCUUCCUGCCUUGGCGGCAAUUGGAGAGAAGGAAUGGUUCUUCUAUGUGCCUAGAGACCGCAAGUAUCGUAACGGGGAUCGCCCCAACCGUGUUACCACUUCUGGCUAUUGGAAGGCAACCGGAGCUGACAGAAUGAUCCGGACUGAGAACUUCCGGUCGAUUGGGCUGAAGAAAACCCUAGUUUUCUACUCUGGGAAAGCUCCCAAGGGCAUCCGAACCAGUUGGAUCAUGAACGAGUAUCGCUUGCCACAUCAUGAAACUGAACGCUAUCAAAAGGCAGAAAUAUCGCUGUGCCGCGUAUACAAGAGAGCCGGAGUAGAAGACCACCCUUCUCUCCCUCGUUCUCUUCCAUCAAGGGCAUCAUCAUCUAGAGUGGCGGCUCAGUCGGGUAGAAAGGCAGUAAUUCAUAAUUCCAUGGGAAACUUGCAAGGUUUUGGAGGACAAUCACAGCAAAUUGAGGUGGAAAAAAUGAAUGAAACAGAUGGGAGCAGUAAUUCAGAUAACGUGACAACAGCUCUUGGGCUUGCCAAGCACAAUUCAUUCCGAGAUAUUGCAAUCAGCACCACCCUGGGGCUUCCAGCUCCAAUGGAGGAGGAAGGAAUUCUGAUGCACCACCAGUCAAAGCAACUUUUCACAGGCGGGGCCUCAUCAUCUAGUCAUCAUCAUGCUGUGGAUGAUCUCCAUAGACUAGUGAAUUACCCACAAGCUGCUUCAAUUAUCAGUCAGCAACAACACUUUUACAACCAAUUCUCAGGCUUGCCAGUGCCGCCACAUUCACAACCACUGGCCCUCAGCACGCUGCCCAACGUGCUUUCAACUCCCUUCUCCGAUAGGCUUUGGGACUGGAAUCCGAUUCCAGAAGCACACCGAGAGUACACCAAUCCCUUCAAGUAAUCAAAUGAACUGAACGUACAUAGAUAAUAUUAUAUAUAUACACUUGAUGUUAAUUUUAGUGAUUUAUCUAAGUUAUUAUGUUGUUAAUUAAUUAACUUUCAGAAUAUUUGACCCUAUAUUGAUAGAUAAUGAUUUGUCGAUAUGUUAGGGUUUUGGGUUAAAUUAAUGUUACUUAAUUGAUCCAGCUUGUAGUAAAGUUUUUGUGAUACCCUUCUUGCGUUUCAACAA
Molecule: messenger RNA, 1636 nt
Organism: Alnus glutinosa
Lineage: Eukaryota; Viridiplantae; Streptophyta; Magnoliopsida; Fagales; Betulaceae
Product: NAC domain-containing protein 35
Exons: 3
Coding region: 284-1408 (374 amino acids)
Biological process (GO): regulation of DNA-templated transcription
Molecular function (GO): DNA binding
Source: RefSeq, a predicted model, not a curated record